AUGCCCGUCAAGGUCUUCCUAACCGGCGCUACAGGCUACAUUGGCGGCACGGCGCUCGAUUCCAUCAUCCGCGCCCAUCCGGACUGGGAGUACCACGUCCUCAUCCGCGACGAGUACCGCGCUGAGCCCAUCGCCGCCAAGUACCCCAACGUGCGGUUCACGUACGGGACGCUCGAGGACGACGCCAUCCUCGAGAGGGCCUCCUCCCAGGCAGACAUCGUCGUCCACACGGCCGACUCCUCUGAUCACUAUACCGGAGCCGUCGCCAUCGCCAAGGGCCUGAAGGAGGGACACUCGCCCGACAACCCCGGCUUUUGGAUUCACACAUCCGGCACCUCAAUCUUGACAUGGUAUGACGCCGAGCACCACCGCGAGGGCGCCCCGCCCCUUGCCGAGCAGAAAUACCACGACAUCAAUGACAUUGAGCGUCUCGUCACCCUUCCCGACGGCGCCCACCACCGCGACGUCGACAAGAUCGCCGUCGCCGCCAAUUCGGACAUUGUCAAGGUCGCCAUCCUCUGCCCGCCCACCAUCUACGGCGCCGGCGCCGGCGCCGUCAACACGCGCAGCAGGCAAGUUCCGAGUCUUGCGCGGGCCACGCUGUCCAAGGGCUUCGCACCCAUUGUCGGCCAAGGCAAGACGGAAUGGGACAAUGUCCACAGCGACGACCUGGGCGACCUCUACGUGAAGCUCGUCGACGCCACCCAGGAUCCGUCAAAGAGGGACAACCCCGACAUCUUCGGCCCGCACGCCUACUUCUUUGCAGAGAAUGGCUCCCACAAGUGGGCCGACGUCGCGCACUGGAUCGCCGACGAGGCGAGCAAGCAGGGUUACCUUCCAGAAGGGCUUACAAAGUUCGUGUCCGAGAAGGAAAUCGUCUUGAUGGAGAAUGGCAGCGUUUCGUGGGGCAGGAACUCCAAGGGCGUGGCCGAGAGGGCGCGCAAGUACCUCGGGUGGCAGCCCAAGGGGGUGCCGCUCAAGGACACAAUCCCUGAAGUGGUCGCCAGCGAGGCCAAGGCGCUUGGGCUGGAGCCGAAGGAGAAGAAGGCGUAG
Molecule: messenger RNA, 1053 nt
Organism: Purpureocillium takamizusanense
Lineage: Eukaryota; Fungi; Ascomycota; Sordariomycetes; Hypocreales; Ophiocordycipitaceae
Exons: 4
Coding region: 1-1053 (350 amino acids)
Source: RefSeq, a predicted model, not a curated record